Molecule: messenger RNA, 4962 nt
Organism: Oryzias latipes (Japanese medaka)
Lineage: Eukaryota; Metazoa; Chordata; Actinopteri; Beloniformes; Adrianichthyidae
Product: serine/threonine-protein kinase TAO1
Biological process (GO): protein phosphorylation; regulation of cytoskeleton organization
Cellular component (GO): cytoplasm
Molecular function (GO): ATP binding; protein serine/threonine kinase activity
Source: RefSeq, a predicted model, not a curated record
CCAUUUUUGGAGGAACUGCCUAUCUGAAGAGAGAGAAACUUUGCUUGCUGCUAAGCGCUAACGGCUAUUAGCUAGCUGGCCAGUGGGUUGCCUGGGAGCGAGCUCGAUGUGACAGUUUGGGCUUGCCCGUCGUUAACCUCGCACUGAUGUAAAUUAUUAUUCCUGCUGUCAACCUGUAUAUAUGAGAUAACACGCUGACAACUUACGGAACAUCUGAGAAAGACUUGAAAAAUAGUGACUCCGUCUGUGUUUGGGUAGGGCAGACUAGAUAGCGAAUUAGCGUUGCUAAUUUUUUUUUACAGCUAGCGAAUUCACACUGAUUUCUAUGGACCGCAUUGGCCGUCUGAUUUAGCCAUCUGGCUCUGCUGUAGCAGGGUGACUGUAAUCAGCUGCUGGCUUUACAACGCUUCUUCUCAACCCGUGUGGAUGCCCUUUUUUGUCAGGUGUCCGCGUGCUGGCAUCUCAGACUCAUCCACUACUGCAAAUGAGGCCGCUGCUGCUGCUGUUCAGCUCAGCACACAGAUAGUCCCAUCACCUGUGUGUGGGUGAAAAGGGACUACAGAAACCAGGAUGCCCUCCUCCAUAAGGGCAGGAAGCCUGAAGGACCCGGAGGUGGCUGAGCUGUUCUUCAAGGAAGAUCCAGAGAAGCUGUUCUCUGACCUUCGGGAGAUCGGCCAUGGCAGCUUCGGCGCCGUCUAUUUUGCAUGGGAUGUGCGCACAAAUGAGGUGGUGGCAAUUAAGAAGAUGUCCUACAGCGGCAAGCAGUCUAAUGAGAAAUGGCAGGACAUCAUAAAGGAAGUGAAGUUUCUCCAGAGGAUUCGUCACCCCAACAGCAUAGAAUAUAAAGGCUGUUACCUUCGUGAGCACACAGCAUGGUUGGUGAUGGAGUAUUGUCUUGGCUCCGCCUCUGACCUUCUUGAAGUUCACAAAAAACCUCUGCAAGAGGUUGAGAUUGCUGCCAUCACACAUGGUGCUCUGCAGGGACUGGCCUACCUUCACUCCCACAACAUGAUCCAUAGGGAUGUGAAGGCAGGAAACAUCCUGCUAACUGAGCCUGGCCAGGUUAAACUGGCAGACUUUGGCUCUGCCUCCAUCGCAUCGCCUGCCAACUCCUUUGUGGGAACGCCAUAUUGGAUGGCUCCAGAAGUGAUUCUAGCUAUGGAUGAAGGCCAGUAUGAUGGGAAGGUGGAUGUCUGGUCCUUAGGGAUCACCUGUAUAGAAUUAGCUGAGAGGAAGCCUCCUUUGUUUAACAUGAAUGCAAUGAGUGCCUUAUACCACAUAGCGCAGAAUGAGAGUCCCACGCUGCAAUCCAGUGACUGGUCGGAUUAUUUUCGAAACUUUGUCGAUUCUUGCCUUCAGAAAAUCCCCCAGGACAGACCACACUCUGACGACAUGUUGGGUCAUGCUUUUUUGCAACGUGAGCGACCAGAAUCCGUGCUGAUGGAUCUCAUUCAGAGAACCAAGGAUGCCGUUCGGGAGCUGGAUAACUUGCAGUACCGCAAGAUGAAGAAGAUCCUUCUGCCAGAGGCUCACAAUGGACCCACAGCAGAAGCACAUGAUGGAGAAGAAGACCUGGAGUCGGGUGGAGGACGGACUGGAACGGUGAACAGUGUCGGCAGUAAUCAGUCCAUCCCCAGCAUGUCCAUCAGCGCCAGCUCACAGAGCAGCUCCGUCAACAGUCUAAACGACGCGGCCCAGGACAGCCGUAGCGAGCUGGACCUGAUGGAGGGAGAUCGCACCGUCAUGUCCAACAGCUCCGUCAUACACCUAAAACCGGAGGAAGAGGAAGGUCUGACGGGGGAGAAGGCCGCCAGCAGUCAACCCACUGAGCCUCAGGCAGCACCAGCUCAGGCCCCAAGAAAGCACUACCGCAACAGAGAGCACUUUGCCACCAUACGCACAGCCUCGCUGGUGACUCGUGAAAUACAAGAACAUGAGCAGGACUCUGAGCUCAGGGAGCAGAUGUCAGGGUACAAACGCAUGAGACGGCAGCAUCAGAAGCACCUGAUGGCGCUAGAGAACAAGUUGAAAGGGGAGAUGGAUGAACACAGGCUGAGACUGGACAAAGAGCUGGAGAGCCAGAGGAACAACUUCACCCAGGAGAUGGAGAAGCUGUUGAAAAAGCACCAAGCAGCCCUGGAGAAGGAUGUGAAGACAUUUGCAAACGAUGAGAAGAAGUUCCAGCAGCACAUCCAGGGUCAGCAGAAGAAAGAGCUCAGCAGCUUCUUAGAGUCACAGAAGCGAGAGUAUAAACUACGCAAGGAGCAGCUCAAAGAGGAACUGAGUGAGAACCAAUCAACUCCCAAAAAAGAGAAGCAGGAGUGGCUGUCCAAACAGAAGGAGAACAUCCAGCACUUUCAGGCGGAGGAGGAGGCGAACCUACUAAGGAAACAGAGGCAGUAUCUGGAACUGGAGUGUAGGCGCUUCAAACGCAGGAUCCUUAUUGCCAGGCACAAUGUUGAGCAGGAUCUGGCCAGAGAGGAGCUAAACAAACGGCAAACGCAGAAAGACCUGGAACACGCCAUGCUGCUCAGGCAUCACGAGUCAAUGCAGGAGCUGGAGUUCAGGCACCUGGCUACGAUCCAGAAGGCCCGGGCGGACCUGAUCCGAACCCAGCACGAGACGGAGCUCACCAACCAGCAUGAAUACAACAGGAGGAGGAAGAGGGAGUUGAGGCGCAAGCAUGCUAUGGAGGUCCGACAGCAGCCCAAAAGCCUAAAGUCCAAGGAGCUUCAGAUUAAGAAGCAGUGUCAAGAAACAUGUAAAACCCAGAGGCGGCAGUACAAGGCUCUCAAGAACCAUCUUCUGGAGACAACACCCAAGUCUGAACACAAGGCGGUGCUCAAGAGACUAAAGGAAGAGCAAAAAAGGAAGCUGGCUAUCCUGGCUGAGCAGUACGACCACUCCAUCAACGAAAUGCUCUCCACACAGGCGCUGCGGUUGGAUGAGGCUCAGGAGGGUGAGGGUCAGGUUCUAGACAUGCAGCUGCAGCAGGAGCUGGAGCUGCUCAACGCUUACCAGAGCAAGAUCAAGAUGCAAACGGACGCUCAGCAUGAGAAGGAGCGGAGGGAGCUGGAGCAGAGGGUCUCUCUGCGGCGAGCUCUGCUGGAGCAGAAGAUCGAGGAGGAAAUGCUUUCCCUGCAAAACGAGCGCUUGGAGCGAAUCCGCUCUCUGCUGGAGCGCCAGGCCCGAGAAAUCGAGGCUUUCGACUCGGAGUCCCUGCGGCUGGGUUUCAGCAACAUGGUUCUGACUAACUUGGCUCCCGAUUCCCAGGGAGGCUGGGGUGGAGGAGGCGGUGGAGGCUCCGGGCCUCAAGGGGGAGGCCACUGGUCCGGAGGAGGCGGAGGAGGCAGCCAGCACAGUCAUCACCACCAGGGGAGCUCCAGCUCGCAGCAGCCCUGGGGUCACCCCAUGCUCGCCGGGGGCCCACCACCUUGGAGUCUCCACAACCCCGUAGGAGGGAGUCAGAGGGUUAGCCAGGGAAGCACAGGGGGGGUGAGGAACAGCCCACAGGCUAUGAGGAGGACGUCAUCAGGGGGGAGGAGUGAACAGGGCAUGAGCAGGAGCGCCAGCAUCACCUCUCAGAUCUCCAACGGAUCGCACCUGUCAUACACGUAGAGCACACACUCGCAGAAGACGGGGGUCGCCUCAGCACAACACACACCUACACACUCUGAGGCGGCGCCACAUCCCAUAAUACUCAGACUGGGUUCCACAUCCACCCCAACAUUUUGUUGUAAAGCUGGCAGCAUCUGUGGAAACCCAGACACUAAUCCAAGAUAGCCGAGGGCCAUUUCCAGUGUGCCACACUACAGUCGUGUCAUUUGAACAGGGUUGCUCUGUGUGCUUGUUUGCCAGCUUCCAUUGCCAUAAACCCUUUGGUGACAAUUUCCCCGUGAAAACAGUUGAGUGGUUUACCGUUGUUUUUUUUUUUCUGCAAAGGAUUUCUUUAAGUGGAUAUUUGGUGUUGUAGAUACCAGUGAGGUGUAAUCUAUUAAGCCACUUGCAGCCAAAAGGAGACAACAGAGGGAAAAGGUAAUGAGAGCUCAAGUACCAAUAGUUAUUAUUGAUGUUAUUGUGGCUACAGGACGAGCGUUCACCUCUAAAGUACCAUGGGAUACUUUCAAAUGACGAUCAGAGUUAUGCAAGUACACUGAAUGAAGCUGCUAAGAUAGCAAUAGCUGGACUUAACUGUUGAUGCCAACAUUUGCUGCCGUGUUUUGGUCAGGUAUUGUCAGAAGGCCAAGUGAAAUUUGAACUCUUGUUAUUUUUUUCUUUUUUUUUUUUUUAGCUGCAUGCUCAUCUUCAUCAGUUCAGGACUGGGGUUUCCACAGCCCUCUGCCUCAUGAGGAAUCCUAAAACCUUCACAUGUUUAUUGUUAACUGAUAUCUAAUUUGGCAGUGUUUUAUGAUACAGUGGGGGUGGGGGGUGACAACAACAAAAAAAAUAGCCUGCAGGCCGUUGAAAAAGAUAAAUGCAAAUAGAGCUUAGCCGCUGUCGUCAUGACGGCGAGCUGCACUUAAGCACAGCCUCUCACACACCUUUCAAUGGUAAUCGGACUCAUGCGGAAACACAUACAUACAGGAAAUCCACCGUUUUGUAAACUUGACUGGUGGAUGCAUGUGCAAUUAAAAUGUAAACAUUAGAAUUUUAGGAAGAAGCGGCUCAAAGCAGAGGAGUUGGCUCACUAAUGGAAGAGCUGCUGUCGCCCUCUGCUGGCCGGCGACGGCUGAAUGUCUUAAGAGGACGGAUGAGCGGUGAUGCUGUGGUCUCUGCCGCCGUGCCCCUGCUACCUUCCCUGCUCUGACAGCCCGCUCUGCCCCCCCCCCCCCCCCCCCCAAACCACCGCCAGGCCACAAGCUCAGCCACCGUCUCCCCCCCCCCCCUUCCUUUUGAAGUGUUUUUGUACUCACCGGCCUCUUCUAAUCUACUGCAAAAGAGCUCUUUAAUUAAACAAAAAAA